AGCAGCAAGAUGAAGGGAAAAGCCACAGCGUCAUUGGCACUAGCGAGUUCGCACGACUCGUCUGCGUCCUCUCUGGAAGGAGCAACCGAUGCUCGAUGUGAGACUUCGUCGAAAACCGAUGCGAUUGGUCAAAAACACAGCGCCUUGAUGCGUUUUGAGCGUGUACAGCUUUGCAUCGACAGCGACAACACCUUUGUUUCUUUCGACGGCAGCCACGGAGACACAAACGAAUUCGAAAAAAAUACAUUCACGGCGGUUGGAAGGCACGGAGGGGGGUCCGCAGCCAUUGCAGCCUCGGCGAUUGUCGAACCAGGUACACGAAGUUCUACCUUUCCAGAGCCACAGCUUCCAGAAGAAAACCUGUCAGAUUUAGAAGGUUUUCGGACGAUUCUGGAGAACACGGGAGAUACGAGCACGACAGGGGGAGCCUCCUCUGCGGAUCAAGUUGAAGCAGGCGUUCCUACUAUUUCGGACACGUGUGAAAGACUCGAAGAGCUCCUGGACUUUCUCGAGUUUGAUGUCACUGUAGAGCAGCUGAACGGC
Amoebophrya sp. A25 is the source of this 543-nucleotide messenger RNA. NCBI's taxonomy places the organism in Eukaryota, Dinophyceae, Syndiniales, Amoebophryaceae. The record is from the annotation of a GenBank genome assembly.